Messenger RNA from Sphaeroforma arctica JP610, 3114 nucleotides. RefSeq lists its product as hypothetical. The coding region runs from base 139 to 3114 and encodes 991 amino acids. The transcript has 15 exons. Lineage: Eukaryota; Ichthyosporea; Ichthyophonida. Gene Ontology annotation, biological process: GPI anchor biosynthetic process. Gene Ontology annotation, cellular component: endoplasmic reticulum membrane. The record is from RefSeq and is a predicted model, not a curated record. Gene Ontology annotation, molecular function: mannose-ethanolamine phosphotransferase activity.
CUUUUAGUUGACAGUGCAGAUCACUAAUCGUCCGACACCCCUCCGAUCACCUAAAACAAAUGCAAGUGUUUACCAAAAACAAUUGUCACAUUCCUAACCUCACACAUAUAAGUCUAGUACGGAUUGAUAUAUAAUAGAAUGAGUAGACGUUUUACUUCUAGCCUAUUCACCAAUGAUGAGCGUUCUGCUUCUCGAGUUCUCAUCCUGGUUGGUGUCAUCUUUCAUUUGUUAUGCCUGGCGUCUAUAUUCGAUAUAUACUUUACAUCACCACUCACACACGGCAUGCAGCCUGUAGAAAUAUCAACAGGACCUCCAGCCAAGCGCUUAGUACUAUUUGUCGGAGAUGGUUUGCGAGCCGAUAAGGCCUUCAGCAGAGACAAGAACGGAGUACCUUUAGCUCCCUUUUUGGUCGGCAAAGCCAAUUCGUAUGGAAGAUGGGGAGUAUCACGUACACGAGUGCCAACUGAAUCACGCCCAGGUCACGUGGCAAUGAUCGCGGGCUUCUACGAGGAUGUGUCGGCCGUGACGAAAGGGUGGAAGGAAAAUCCGGUGGAAUUUGACAGCGUAUUUAAUCAAAGUCGGUACACCUUUGGCUGGGGAAGUCCUGAUAUUGUGCCCAUGUUUACAUACGGACCGGGUCUGGACGAUGGUCACGUUGCCGCGCAUACCUAUCCAGCUGACUUAGAAGAGUUUGGUGGUGAGGAGGAUGCCUCUAAGCUAGACACAUGGGUGUUUGAUCGCGUGCGCGAGACUAUGGAGCGCGCGGCUGUGGAUCCUCAAGUGGCCGAACAGAUGUAUUCAGAUAAAGUUGUUCUGUUCAUGCAUUUGCUGGGUAUUGACACCAACGGACACACCCACAGACCGUCCUCGAAAGAAUAUCUGGAUAACAUAAAGUUGGUCGACAAGGGUAUAGAGAGGAUCACAGAAGAGAUCGAGGAGUUCUACGGACACGACGGACAGACAGCAUAUGUCUUUACUGCGGAUCACGGGAUGAGCAACAGAGGGUCACACGGCGGAGGCCAUCCAGACGAAACAGAAACUCCCAUUGUGUGCUGGGGUGCGGGCGUGGCCAAUCUCGAGAGUAGCGCUGCUAACGAGAUGGUGUUCGAUAACCUCCUCAGCGCUUCCCGCCGAAUCGACAUUGAACAAGCGGAUGUCGCCCCAUUGAUGGCUUCCCUGAUCAACGUGCCUUUCCCAAUGAACUCAGUUGGGAAGCUGCCAAUCGAGUACCUGAAUGUGACCCAGGAACACAAGGCGAGGUCUCUGUACGCCAACUCGCUACAGAUGCUGCGGGUGGUAGAAACUGCCGCCGCUAACAGAGAAUAUACGUCACUGUACUUUCAGCCAUUCCAUGAGUAUGAGUACAAUUCAGACGAUAGCCUAGGCAUGUCGGUGCCCAUCAGCGCAAUGGACGAAUACACAACACGCAUUGAACAGCUCAUCGCAACAAGUCAGUAUGAACUGGCGCUGCUAACAACCGACCGCUUCAUCAACACACUCCGGAGUGCGUACAGAUACUUCCAGACCUAUGACCGGCCAUUCCUGCAGAGCUUGAUUGUCGUCUCGUACUUUGGAUGGCUGUGCCUGGUGUGCAUGUUCAUAGUGUACCACUACACUCCCGUGUGCCUCAGUCGGCGGACUCAGAAAACAAAGCAGAAGGGCACUGUAACGUACACCAUGAUCAACUACACAGAGUCCAUUGAGGCCCGGGUGCAAACUAUCGAGCGCUACUGCACCGUGCUCAUGGUCAUUGCGGCCGGCCUGGUGCUGUAUCAACACCUCCCGUACCACUUUAUCCUGUAUUCGGUUCUGCCCUUCAAGUUCUGGAGUCUUGUCAUCGCGCACUACGACAUCCUGGUGGAUAUGCGAGACUUCAUGGUGCUGCAGAAAAUGUGGUCCAAGACCUUGGUGGUAGGGGUGGCUGUGCUCAUAGGCCUGGAGGGUUUGGUGGCGGUGUUCUUCUACCGGUGGAUGCUGUCGCCUAUGCUCAUAGUCGCCGGCGUAGUGUGGCCGUACUACGUCUCUGCCGAUCCCACUCCAAGACAGAAGUCUCUGUUGCUUGCCUGGGCCACGAUCUGUGCCGUGAAUGCAAUCUUCCCUCUGCUUCCCGUCGAGAAGCACAGCGAGCCCUACAUCAUACUCGCGAUGGGUGGUGUGCUGGUGGUGGGUAUUGCCGCAUGGGCGAAAUACACCACCCGCGCGGAUAUGACAGCCAAAGCCCGCACUACCUUAUACGCACAGGCUGCCUUUCUGCUUGUGUCUCUGGGCAUACUUGUGCACUCCUCGCACCAUCUCAACAACAAGCUGAAGGUGCCCCUACUCAACCGGGCGUGGACCUGGGGUACUAUCCCGUACGCGCUUCUCGUGCCUCUCAGCGUACGAAACGAACGGUGCAUGGCAACGAAGAUCGUCACGGUAUGCGCGGGUUUUGCCGCCCCAUUCUUCAUGCUGAGUAUAAGCUAUGAGACCGCCUUCUACGCGUGCAUGUGCAUCACCAUGUUGCUGUGGCUGUCUAUAGAGGAGACAAGCGCUAGUGCUGACUCAGAUUCUAGUAGCGCUGCAUCACACACCGGCAUGAGUGAACCGGAUACCAAAUCCGGGUCCAAGUCGAGCGUGCACCGCAAUAGAUCGGGACAAGACGAACAGUUUGUCAGCCUUGGGGACCUCCAUGUGGCCUUUUUUUACUUGUACUUCCUACUGUACGCGUUCUUUGGCAUGGGCAACAUUGCCAGUAUCAGUUCGUUCGAUCCGUCCUCGUGCUACCGGUUUAUGACGCUCUUCUCCCCGUUUGUGAUGGGAGCGCUGAUGAUUGGCAAGGUGCUCAUACCGGAGGUGAUGGUAUCGUGCACGCUACGAGGGGUGUCUGCUGCGCGGAGAGUGCCUUCGACAGCCCUGUUUCUGAUAGUCGUUGCCAUGUCUGAUGUGAUGUCGAUCAACUUCUUCUUCCUGGUCAAGGACGAGGGCAGUUGGCUGGAAAUAGGCACCAGUAUCAGUCACUUUGUAAUCAACAGCGCAGUGAUCAUCUUCCUUCCGCUGUUCAAUCUGAUUGGAUAUAUCUACACAAGCGAUCCCAAGGAGUCCCAUUGCUUACACAAAAAGACGGCGCUCGACUAA